AUGCAGCUGCCCGCGACGCCGCUCCUGGACCCUGUGCAGUCGCGCUCAGUCUCACCCGCGCCCUACCCUACCUGCUCCGCGCUGUUGCUCUGCACGCGCGGUUGCCCGCGCCCUCGUGCGCUCUACCCUACCUGCUCCGCGCUGUUGCUCUGCACGCGCGGUUGCCCGCGCCCUCGUGCGCUCUACCCUACCUGCUCCGCGCUGUUGCUCUGCACGCGCGGUUGCCCGCGCCCUCGUGCGCUCUACCCUACCUGCUCCGCGCUGUUGCUCUGCACGCGCGGUUGCCCGCGCCCUCGUGCGCUCUACCCUACCUGCUCCGCGCUGUUGCUCUGCACGCGCGGUUGCCCGCGCCCUCGUGCGCUCUACCCUACCUGCUCCGCGCUGUUGCUCUGCACGCGCGGUUGCCCGCGCCCUCGUGCGCUCUACCCUACCUGCUCCGCGCUGUUGCUCUGCACGCGCGGUUGCCCGCGCCCUCGUGCGCUCUACCCUACCUGCUCCGCGCUGUUGCUCUGCACGCGCGGUUGCCCGCGCCCUCGUGCGCUCUACCCUACCUGCUCCGCGCUGUUGCUCUGCACGCGCGGUUGCCCGCGCCCUCGUGCGCUCUACCCUACCUGCUCCGCGCUGUUGCUCUGCACGCGCGACCAGUGGCGGCACCACGCCGCGGAGCGCAUUCUGGAGGCGGAGCUCGGCGAAAUGGAGGGCGGCCGGCGCGUUCUGGUGGACACGGGAGUGAAGUUUGGUCUGUCGGCGCCGCCGCUCAACUCGGGGCCGAGCAUGGCGACGGUGAACAUGUCGUUCUACCGCUGGGAGAGCGUCACGCCGCCGCCCGUCGUCGACUGGCGGAAAACCGUCGCCAUGACGGCCAUCCAGACGCAGUUUGUGUGCUCAAGCUGCUGGGCGAUCGCAGCCGUCGAUUCCAUCGCCAUAAUGUGGGCGAUCGCCAACAACGCCACCGGGACGAAUCUGUCGCCGCAGCAGGUGUGCGACUGCGCGACGAAGCAGUGCUGCCAGGGCGGGUGGCCCGAGUGGGCCUUCUCCUACGUGCUCUUCAACGGCGGCAUCACCUCCAAUGCUAGCUAUCCCUACUUUGCCGUAGAUUCUGCCACGUGUCUGCUCGACACAACCAUGCCGACCGUCGCGAACAUCACGGGGUGGGAGCUGGUGCCGGCAUUCAACGCCAUGGCGCUCAUGAAGGCCGUCAGCAUGCAGCCCGUCGUCGCCUUCAUCAGCGCCUCCGCCUCCGACUUCACCACUUACGCAAGCCACGACGUGCUCAACAUUUACAACGGCGUGUGCUCGACAGACGUGAACCACGCGGUGGUGGUGGUGGGCUUUAACUACACGGGGCCGGACCUCAAAGGCAGCUAUUGGAUCAUCAAAAACUCGUGGCUCUCCACGUGGGGUGACCGCGGCUACAUGUACCUCGCCAUGACGCCCGACGUGCGCGGGAAAUGCGGCAUCCUAUCGUACGUUCCUAGACGACACGCAUUCCACAGGGCUCCCGCGCGCGAAAUGCGUGCUUCUCUCGCAAGUGCUCUCGCAAUUCCUCCUGUUGCCUCUGUUCCCCUUCCGAAGGGAAGUCCCCUCAUGCCGGGUAAUCCACCAAUACUGUUCCUCCUCUCGCCGAUCCCCCGUUUUCUGCGCAGAACCCCCGCCAUGUACCCCGUCUACUUCCCAUCCAGCCAACAGCCGGCGCGCUUCUAUUCCGACAAGCGCGGCAGGUGGAAAAUCGACAGGGAGGACGACCUCUCGUCGCUCUUCUCCUCCUCCCUCUCCCUUCCAACCAACACCACCACUCCAAGUCAGACCCCACUGGCUACGACGUGCGCAGGGAUGAUCAACCCGUGCGGCGGGGGCAGUUGUUACAUGAGCGGCGGAGUUCCGCGGUGCAACUGCGGCGCGCUGGCGAAUUUUGUUGAGGUGUUGGGAUUGCCCACGUCCAAAUGCGUGCCGCGAAGUCCCUGCACGACGGCUCCUGUCAAUCCUUGCAACGGCGGAACGUGCACAGAUGUGGGCGACGGGACGUACACUUGUGCGUGCACUGCGGGUUACGCCGUCGGUGCUGCUGUCGACGGUUCGCCGACGUGUAUCCCUGCAGCUGGCCUUGCGAAAUCCUAUACCACCAUCAACUGCACGGGGUGGUACCGGGUGAUGCAGGGCGACACAUGCCCCUCCAUCUGGAAUGCAGCCAACCUCACCAUGUCCAUGUUCCUCACCAUCAACCCCGGCAUUCAGUGCCAGGCGCCCUACCUGGUGGUGGGCCAGCAGGUCUGCAUCGACUCACCCCUCCUCACCACCAUGCAGCGAAACCCAAAUGCCAACUACUCCAUCUACACCGUCCGCCCGAACGAUACCCUCUCCACCAUCUCCACCCAGUACCUCACCCGCUGCACGCUACUCUCUGUUUCCCCCGCUGCCAUUGCUGCCCAAAACUUCAUCUCCAACGCCUCUGCACCGCUCCCAGUCGGCACCAACCUCAUCAUCCCCUGUAUUGGCGGCAUCGGUAUGAUUGACGGCGGCUGUGCGACGUCUCUCACGGUGUGCGGAGCGGAUUUUGUCUCGUACCCAUCGUACUGCCAUGCAGCUGUGAACUACGGCCUUUCACUAUUUGAGAAUAGCCCGUGUGACAAUUGUGGGGCAGCGUGCGUUGGCCGCAUGGGGCUGGCCCCGGCUUCUGGGUUCGGCUGUACGCAAGCCAUCUGCCCGUACCCAACCUGGAUGUCAGGAGCAGACUGCACUCUAGGAGAUAACAACAACGGCACUGCACCGUGCUGCUACUACCGGAAAACGCUUUGCCAGAGGUCGUGCAACGCAACUGCUGAAACUAUGGGUGGAACAACCACGACUAAAACGAACAACUACAACACGUGCUGGAACAAUUGCAUGUGCUGCGCUGCUGCCCCAUGCGGGGGUCCUGCGUGCACCACCUGGAAUGACGCCUGCUACACGAAGCCCUCACCGCGCUUUUGCACGUACACCAUGGGAGUUGGUUACACGUUCAUCUGCAGCUACUAUCCUGCUGCAAAUCCCUUGCCUUAA
Closterium sp. Yama58-4 is the source of this 3039-nucleotide messenger RNA. Lineage: Eukaryota; Viridiplantae; Streptophyta; Zygnematophyceae; Desmidiales; Closteriaceae. The record is from the annotation of a GenBank genome assembly.